UCUCGGUUCCUUAAGAGGCAGAGGAGCCAUCAUCAACAUUUUUCUUUGUAUAGAAAGAUGAGAGGCUGAGGAUCAACCAGCCUGAAGACGCUGCUCUGAAAAAGCAGCUUCCUUUUACACCUGUAACAGCAGAAACAGGGAUUGGGUUAAGACGUCUACACGACCAGGUGGAUGGAUGGAGAUAUGUUUUCCAACACCACCUUUGUCCACAUCUGACAUUCAGUGUAUUUUUUUUUUAAAUCAGAGAGAACCUUCUUUUGAAACAGCUUAAAAACCAAAUGUCUUUCCCUGACAUUUAAAGAGACAUAAAAUCCUUCCGGCGUCGUUGCCACACUUCUCUUCUCUCCUGCAAAUUGCUGCUGUUUCCCUGCUACUUUGCAGUUAUUCACUUUGAUCAUUAGCCGCCUCUCAGUAAUGUGACCGGCGCAGGGCAAAUAGAAGGUGUAUUCCUGACUAAUCCAAUUUCAGUCCGUGCUUCCGGUCUCCUCCACAGUCCUCGUGGUCCAUUCAAUGGAGGUAGCAUCAUGCUCAGAAUGAGAAAUCUAAUAUUCUGUGUUCUCGCCAUCACGGCGCUCGCCCCGACUCAAGGUGAGGAGAACAAGCAAGGGGAGCCGCUCAUGGAUUCAUUUACAGAAGAUGGAAAGUAUCUGGAGUGUUUCCGCUGUGACCUGGGCUUCUGGGACACCUGCUACACCACCCAGACCAAGUGCGGCCUCGGCGAGCGCUGCUUCACAGGCCGAGGGAAGGCAGCGGAUGUUCUGGAGGUUAAGACUCUGGGUUGUGUGAAAGCAGAGGAGUGCGAUGUGGAGAACUCGGUGGAGCUCUUCCCCAACCAGACUGUCUUCGUCAUGACCAAACACUGCUGCGACAAACCGUUCUGUAACUCGGCCCACAGACUUCCUCUCUGUACUCUUUUGUAUGUCACUGUGGCUAUUCUAACGGCCUGGCACGUCACUGGACCCUCAACGUGAUCACAGCAAACAUUCUACAUUUAGUUACUGAUCUUAAGAGAAGAGAUGAUGAAUGGACUGAAAAUUCACCAGCUUUUACAGAUUCUUUUGUACUGUCUGGUAGGCCACUGAAUUAUUAAACGUUACUUGUCAAGGCAUAAAAUGUAUUAAA
Messenger RNA from Platichthys flesus (European flounder), 1122 nucleotides. RefSeq names its product protein Bouncer-like. Lineage: Eukaryota; Metazoa; Chordata; Actinopteri; Pleuronectiformes; Pleuronectidae. The coding region runs from base 525 to 971 and encodes 148 amino acids. The record is from RefSeq and is a predicted model, not a curated record. The transcript has 3 exons.